GCUCAGAGGGCUGGAGUUUGCUGGCUGAUAGUUUCCCUCGGAGUGUGUGAGAGUGUUUGAGUGUGAAUCACUGGCCAUUUUGCCUUAUUGCUGGACAGAUUUCUCUUCGGUUUGGCCACCAUGAAACUCCCAGCACUGCUGCUGGUUGCCCUGCUCGUCGUACAAAGCUUGGCUUUCGAAUUCAUUAUUGAUGGAGAAUGGGAAGAUGAUGUGUCAGAUCAUGAUCAUCUUAAAGAAAGUCCCAGAUUCAGAAGAAACGUAUUGAUCAGUGAAGAGGAGGAGGACUUUGAGGCUGUUCGUGGAGAUGAUAUCACGGUUAAGAGCUAUAUGGUUGAGAGCAGGAUCACAUCACGGUUUGCUUACACCACUGUUAGGAGCUCGGUGGUGAACUCAGGGCCCAAUGCACAGAGUAUCGGCUUCAACGUGCAGAUCCCUAAACAAGCCUUUAUCAACAACUUCACCAUGAGUGUGAACGGGAUCACAUUUGUCGGCUCAGUCAAGGAGAAAACUGUUGCUCGUAACCUUUACGCUCAAGCCAAAGCCCGUGGCAAAGCUGCAGGCAUAGUCAGGACUAACUCUCAGGCCAUGGAGACUUUUAAAACGGAGGUCCAUGUACCAGCGGGCAGUAAGGUGGAGUUUGAGCUGCACUAUCAGGAGAUGAUGCAGAGGAAACUGGGUUCCUACACACACACUCUGCACAUACAGCCAGGUCGCCUUGUGCCCCACCUGCAGGUUGAUGUUUACAUAUAUGAGCCUAAAGGCAUCCAGUUUGUGGAGGCACCAAAUACACUGGGUGAGCAUUUUAAAGACCUGACUAAGAUUACACACACAAGGGAGAAAGCCCAUGUGGUGUUUAAACCUAACCUGCAGCAACAGCGCAAGUGUAGCACUUGUACAGAGAGCGCUGUGGAUGGCGUAUUUACUGUCCGAUACGAUGUGGAGAGGGAAGGCAAUGCAGGAGAAUUGCUGGUGUCUGAUGGACAUUUUAUUAAUUUUUUUGCGCCGUCUGAACUCUCUUCUCUAUCCAAAAACAUUGUGUUUGUAAUCGAUGUGAGCGGCAGCAUGUGGGGCCUGAAGAUGAAGCAGACAGUGGAGGCCAUGAAGACUAUUCUGGAAAGCCUGACUAUGGAUGACUCUUUUAGCAUCAUUGACUUCAAUCAUAACGUUCGUUGCUGGAGUGAGGAUCUGGUCCCAGGAACCACUAUACAAGUGGAAGAGGCCAAGAAAUACAUCAAUGACAUCAAACCGAAUGGAGGCACCAACAUCAACGAGGCUUUGCUGAAAGCAGUGCAGAUGCUUGUGAAGGCACAAAAUCAGGGCUUGAUCGAUCAGCGCUCCAUCUCUAUGAUCAUCCUGGUGUCUGAUGGAGAUCCCACAGUGGGAGAGAUAAAGCUUAGCACAAUUCAGAAGAACGUAAAACGUGCCAUGCGUCAGGAUUUCUCUCUCUUCACUCUCGGCAUCGGCUUUGAUGUGGAUUUCGAUUUUCUGGAACGCAUUGCCAUGGAAAACAGGGGCAUGGCCCAAAGGAUCUUUGCUAAUCAUGACGCUUCAGAGCAGCUGAAGACCUUCUACAGCCAGGUGUCAUCACCUCUUCUGAAGAGUAUUACUAUCCAGUUCCCCGAGGACUCGGUUACGGACGUCACUCAGAAUCAGUUUGACAAGUUCUUCAAAGGCUCAGAGCUGGUCGUUGCUGGCAAACUCAAGCCCAGUGGGUCACCUACAUUGCAGAGCUUCACCACUGCCUCAGCUGCCGCCAUUGACCUAAACAUUGAGGCAGAAGCAGACCUCCAGGAACUUGACGCGCUGCUCAGCCAAAAUCAGCAUUCAUUUGCUGGCUUCGCCCGCCAGAUGUGGGCCUACAUUACUGUCAAACAGCUGAUGGCCGAGCGCUCUGUGGCACCUUCAGCGUCAAAGAAGAGGAAAAUCACACAGCGGCUUAUUGCCCUGUCCGUGGAGCAUCAGUUUGUCACUCCUGUUACUGCUUUACUUGUGGAGAGUGAAGACGACCCUGCUGAAAGACUGCUGGCCGACUCACCCAGGGACCCGAGACAUGGCUGCUGCCUUGGCGUUAAUAGUGUACCUGUUGUCCACAGGCCGGAUAAACAAGUGCUUGUGCACGGUAAUCCUCCUACAUCUCUUCCUCCAUGGGCAGUCCUUAGUGUAACACCAGGUCCGAGCCAAGUUAAAGGAGAGAAGGAGACAAUCACUUCUGUGGAGAACGACCCUCACUUCAUUGUGCAUUUGCCCCAAAACAACAUGGACAUCUGUUUCAACAUCGACUCCAAGCCGGGACACAUCCUCAACUUAGUGUCCGAUCCUGGAACAGGGAUUGCAAUCAAUGGCCAGUUGGUGAGUGGGAAGAAAAUGAAAAACAACAAACUGAACACAUACUUUGGGACCAUCUCCAUCUAUGCCAAAGCAGAGGGGUUGAACAUUGUGGUGAGCCCCAGCAGGAUCGACCUGAUAGAAGGCAAAAAUAAUCAUUCGUUUUCCUGGGGAGCCACAGCUAAUCUUAUAUUAAAGAGUGCAACAGUUUCCAUUGUGAAGGAGAACAAGUUGACUGUGACAAUUGAUGGGAAGAUCUCAGUGAUGGUGCUGUUGCAUCGUGUAUGGAAGAAACAUCCAUUUAAUGUGGAUUUUCUGGGAUUCUACACACCCAGCACUAACCAGUACUCCUCCCAGGUCCAUGGUCUGAUCGGGCAGUUUUCAAACGAGCCCAGCGUUAAGGUGUAUGACCUACACGAAGGAACAGACCCCGAGAAGAAACAGGCCACUAUGGAAGUGAAGGGGAACAAGCUCACGGUCACCAGGGGCAGGCAAAAGGACUACCGGUGGGAUAGGAAGCAAGGCACGGAUGUGUAUUGCUGGUUCAUCCAUAACAGCGGGAAAGGCUUCAUUGAUGGCCAUUAUACCCGCUAUAUCGUCCCCAACCUGGACAGCUUCCUCCCCCCUGUUUGAGUGUGUACAAGCGUGUUAGCACAAGAAAACUGAUCAGGGUCGGUACACAUCAGAUUUUAAACGAGAGAAGUUGUAUAAGAAAAUGUAUUUUUGAAAUUAUAAAAGAAAACUGUAUAGAAGAAAGAAAACUGCAGCAACGACAGGUGCUUUACAUACAUACGUACAAAUUCCAUGAGAAACAUAAUGUGACAUGUUCAGUGUAAAUUGAUCAGGCUUCCUCUGUAUAAUUCUCAGUGGGAAUCCAUUCAGAUAUAUUCUGUCCUUAUAAUCAAGUACUCUUAUUACAGACAAUCCUGAUAUUACCUAAUAAAAUCAAGGAAAAAUAAAA
Molecule: messenger RNA, 3286 nt
Organism: Tachysurus fulvidraco (yellow catfish)
Lineage: Eukaryota; Metazoa; Chordata; Actinopteri; Siluriformes; Bagridae
Gene: itih2
Product: inter-alpha-trypsin inhibitor heavy chain 2
Exons: 20
Coding region: 121-2958 (945 amino acids)
Biological process (GO): hyaluronan metabolic process
Molecular function (GO): serine-type endopeptidase inhibitor activity
Source: RefSeq, a predicted model, not a curated record